AUGCGCUCUACUCGUAACAAUCCAAUUCAAAAGAAAGUUUCUCACAUAGCUCAGAAAAAGUCUCCCACACAACGUCGUUUAAUAAAACGUUCAUCUACAACUACGACAAAUGCCAGUACAGCAACUGCAACAUCUCCCUCCUUAUUUGUACGCCAAUCACGUAAAAAGGCAUCCUUAUCACCACAAACGAAACCUUCCAAAACUAAACGGCAGGCAGGUUUGAGAGCUGAAACAUUACUAGUUUAUUGUUCAAAUGUUUUAUCAUCUUCAAACGAAGAGAAAAAAGACAGUAAUAAUGAUGACACGUUAUCAAUAAUUACAGCAACAAUUAAAACGAACAAACGAAGACGAGCUAAAUCAACAAAUAGUAGUCCACAAUCGAAAAAUGUUAAUGUAAAAAGAAAACAAAGAUCAACGCCAAAAAAGCAAAAAUCUCCCAGUGUAAAAAAAUCAAAUAAAAAACAAGCUCCACCACCUCUCACACCACCACAGCAACAAAAACGUGGACGAAGAAAAAAGAAAUUAAUCAGUACUGAAGAAAAUGGAAGCGAAAUACAUGAUACUGAAUCUAUGUAUGAAGAUCACAGUGAUGUACAACAAGAAACAAAAACUGAGUUAAAGUCGCCGGUUUCUCGUCAGAGAAAAAAACCUGUGGAAACAACUGUUAUUACUAAACCAAAAAGUAAACAAAGACAAACAAUAAAAAAUAAAACGAGAAAAAAAGUUGCACCCUUGGCAUCGAAAACAAUAGCGAAAGUUAAUGAUGAAUUAAAUAUAAAUACGCGAACAAAACGAGAAGCCAGUUUAAAAGCAUCAGCAAUGAUCAUGCAACAAAAUGAAAUUGAACGUUCACGUUUCAGUUAUAUAUUAGCUGAUACAUUAGCAAAUGCAACUGCAGUACAAGCAGCUGCUGCCAAACGUCGUCGUCGACAAUCAACAAAAGAUAACAGCCAUCACGUUGAAUCGACCACUCAGUCUGUUGAAGAUAUUGAUGUGAUUCCAGACACCGUCUCUCCAAAAAAAGAGCUUACAUUACCCUCAACGAUACCUACAGUCCAAACUGUUCUACCUCCUGUUCUCUCAUCUACCUCCCUAAGAAAAACAUCUCCGUCAUCGUUGUCACUAAAUAAAUUCAAGUUUAGCGUGCCACACGUGCCCCCUGUGCCUCAUAGACCAUCGACAAAUAAUGCAUCGACUAAAACAGAAUGUGCGCAAUCUACAGCCGAUAGUAAAAUAACAACAGCUAAAAAACAAACAAAUCCCAUUCUGUCCUCAAACGUUCAACCUGUGCAAUCUUCAUCUUCUUCAUCUUCAACUACAGCAACAUCUGUUUCUGCUACAAAAUAUCCAACAUUAACCGAAACAAUAUUAGCUGAACAUGAUCGAAUUCACGGCACAACACCACCUUAUCAUACAACGAGACGGGAUAAUGUUAUUCGAUGGACACAAGAAUUACUCCAGUACAGUAAUGAACCAUUAUUACCUCCAUUUCCUAGUGAACAGGUUCCACUAGAAUCAUUUCACGUGCAAUUACGCUCUACAACAUCAUCGGGAGAUCAGCAACCGGCCGUCAGGAUGAGCCAGAAUAGUAAUAGUAAUCAGAGCACAACAAAUCACAAUAACGAGAAUAAUGGUGGACACACCGGAUCGAUUGCUGCAUCAACGUCAACAACAUUAGCCGGUACAGGAACCGCAACAACUGGUGGAAGUACAACAAUAAAUAAUGACAAUUCUAAAUCAUCAGCGAAUCAUAUUAGUGCAGCUGAAAGAAAAAAAUUAGCAACAGCAAGCAGCCGGCAAGCAGUCAAUACUACUAAUGCUACAUCAUCAAAUAUAGUUCAACCCUUGCCUCCACCAACGUCUUUACAGUCUAUUCCAGCAGCUACCAUCGCUGGUACCACGUCGUCAUCUUCGCGUCCUCAGUCGUUUGAUCACUCAUUAUCCAAUCAAUCAUCAACCGUUCAUCCCGAAAACAAGUUUUCUCUUCUCGCACCUCCGCUUGCACCGUCACCUUUACCACCAGGCGGCACAACAAGUUUACCAGUACAAAGUCCUUAUACUACCGCAGCAACGUUUCCACUUGAUUUACGUCAAUUUUUUCCAUUAUUAUCAUGUUGGCAGUAUCCGGCUUGGUCAUUUCAACCACCACCAUCUGUCACUGGUUGUAUUAUCCAAACACCGCCGCCUGUUCAAGUUGUACAACAGCCAACCGUGAAUGUUGUUGUCAAAUCUGCUGCAUCAUCGAAAACGAACUCGACUACUGCAGCAUCAUCAUCUUUAACAACAGUCGAUAAGAAACAAAAACACGAUUUAAUUGCUAAAGUAGUCAAAACAAAGCAGGUCAGUGACACAGUUCCAAAAACCGAAGUAAAGCCCAAAGGAUUACCAAAAGAUCAUCAUUAUCAUUUACACACCCAUCAUCAUCAUCAUUACAAUCACGCAACUGCAAAAAAGAAACAAACAUUACCCAGCUCUUCUUCUCCAAUGUCUGCUCCCACUAAUACUUUACAUAAUAUUCCAUCACCAUCGUUAUUAAAAUCUCCAAACACAACAACGAUCACCACUGUACCCUUAUCUCCGCAAAAACAAUCGAUUAAAUCGACCAUUAUUAGAAAUGAACAAUUGGUUGAAACGAAAACAAUUUUACCCUUAAGUGUUCAUAAUGUUGUAAGGAAACAACAACAGACAAAAAAUAUCUCGCAUCACAAUCUAAUUAGUGAUCAACAAUCGAUGCUCUCGUCUUCAACUUAUUGUUCCUCGUCUCAUCCAUUUUCAAUAAAUGGUGAUAAUAACGAAGCUUUGAAUUUUUCUAUUAAACAUUUAUCCAAAGAAAAAACGACAUUAGAACAACAAGACAUAUGUGUAAAAAAAUCAGUAUCACCUAAAUCUCACACAACAACAAUGGUAAUCGGUAAUUCUUCGAAAUCUAUUAGUAUGAGCAAUUAUUUAAACGAACGACCCUUACCGUACACGAUUAAUUCAAUAAUAUCUUCGUCUAAUUCAACUGGAAGAGGGUUAAUCAAUUCAAACGCGUCUUUUUCAUUUGAUCAAAUUCGAGCUGCACACUCUCAUCAUUCUUCGUCAUUAUUACACCAGCAAUUAAAACAUUUAUCACCAAUUAAUUCGUCAUCAUCUCUUAUCCAACCAAUUAUAUCACCCGUUUCUAAUAUUCUCAGUGAUUCAUCAGCAAAUAAAAAAAUAGAACGACGUGGAAGAAAACGACGAAGUGUAUCAGCAGCAAGUGCUAUUAUGACUAUUGGAGGAAAGUUUAUUUCAACAACAUCGAAAAUAACGACUACAUCACCGGCAAAAAGUUCUCGUGCGACGCGUGCCAAUUCAUCGUCAACAACCAUGACAACAACAUCAACGCCAAUUCGAUUAAAAUCAGCAUGCGUUGUUGAUUCUAAUAGUAAACGUGCUCAGUCACCAUCAUCCGGCAGUACAAAUAUUGCUAAAAAACGUCGGAAAUUUGUUAGUAAAUGGAUAUUAUCUGGAGAAGCAGAAAUAAAAUUAGUUCCUAAAAAUCCUGAAAAACCGCCUGUUUAUCGUGAAUGUUAUCCGUCUAUUCAACAUAGAACACAAAACGAUGUUAUAAAAUCGCAAGACUGCGUUUUAUUACGUCCAGAAAAUCAUACAAAAGGAGCUACGCCUUAUCUUGCUAAAGUCAAAUGGUUCUGGGAGGAAAAAGAAACAGGUGAAAUAUUAAUGUCACUGAUAUGGUAUUAUCAUCCUGAACAUACCGAUUUACAACCACGUAUUAAAGAACAUUUUCAACCAAAUGAAGUACUUGCAUCGAAAUAUUGGGAUACAGUGAGCGUUGCUUGCAUAGAAGAUAAAUGUUAUGUAUUGACAUUAAAUGAAUAUUGUCGAUAUCGUGUUCGAGAAAAAUUAAAUAUUCCUCAACCAUGGUUAUUUGAGUCUGAUACAAUUAAACAAUUAAAAUCUAUUUUAACAUAUUCUUCUUCCUCUUCCACUUCAAAUAUAAUCACUAAAGUUGAACAAAAAGAUACUGAUAUAGAAAGAGAAAUACAAUCAGAAACAACUGCUUGUCGUCUAUUACCAUCAAAAAGUGUGGAUAAUCAAAAUAUAUUUUUUUGUCGAUACGUUUAUGAUUUUCGACAAAAACGUAUAUUAAAAAAUCCGAAUAUAAACAAUAAUUUGAGUAUAACAAACAAUAAUGUAUCAUCAAUGAUUACAGCGAAUAAUAUGAAUGUAAUUUCCAGUAUUCUAUGA
Didymodactylos carnosus is the source of this 4233-nucleotide messenger RNA. The record is from the annotation of a GenBank genome assembly. Lineage: Eukaryota; Metazoa; Rotifera; Eurotatoria; Philodinida; Philodinidae.